This is a messenger RNA of Lytechinus pictus (painted urchin), 7063 nucleotides long. RefSeq names its product succinyl-CoA:3-ketoacid coenzyme A transferase 1, mitochondrial-like. Gene Ontology annotation, biological process: ketone body catabolic process. The record is from RefSeq and is a predicted model, not a curated record. Gene Ontology annotation, molecular function: succinyl-CoA:3-oxo-acid CoA-transferase activity. The transcript is spliced from 13 exons. NCBI's taxonomy places the organism in Eukaryota, Metazoa, Echinodermata, Echinoidea, Temnopleuroida, Toxopneustidae. Gene Ontology annotation, cellular component: mitochondrion. Bases 213 to 1787 code for a protein of 524 amino acids.
AAUAGAAAUGUGGUAUAUAAUGUAGAACCCGCAACACCAUAGCUGUUGACACAAUACCCAACCCUUUCUGCGGGGCCCCAUCCCCCAUCCGAAAAUCCAAAUAUACUGUAGCGGCAUCGCGCGCGGGCCGAGUACGGUACCGGUAUAGUACCGGUACGUGUAUUGGCGUAUCAAAUUAUAUAUAGGCCUAGUCUGUCCAAUUCCUUCAAAACAUGUCGACUGUGAACAACAUGGCGAGUCUUUUACGCAGUAUCAACCGAGCUCUCUUGCAAUUCCACCCUGGUUUGUCUCGAAAAGUUAGCAAGCCCUUGGCAAGAUGUAUAUCUACUACUCAGUGUCUCAAUGUGGAGUUUUGUGAGAAUCCUUUAGAAGCAGUUAGUGAUAUACCUGAUAAUUCAACGCUGCUUGUUGGAGGAUUUGGACUUUGUGGCAUCCCAGAAAAUCUCAUUCAAGGAUUAUUAGAUACAGGGGUAAAGGGUAUUACAGCUGUCAGCAACAAUGCUGGUGUGGAUGAUUUUGGCCUUGGUCUCCUCCUUAAGACAAAACAGAUUAAAAGGAUGGUGUCAUCAUAUGUCGGUGAGAAUGCUGAGUUUGAAAGGCAAUAUUUAUCUGGAGAGUUAGAAGUGGAGCUCACACCACAGGGUACCUUAGCGGAAAGGAUACGAGCGGGAGGAGCAGGGGUACCAGCUUUCUUCACCCCGACUGGUUUUGGCACCCUAGUACACCUUGGUGGAUCACCCAUCAAGUACAAUGAUGAUGGGUCGGUGGCUAUCACCAGUGAACCUAGAGAGUCAAGAAUGUUCAACGGCAUCGACUACAUCAUGGAGAAUGCUAUCGUAGGAGACUAUGCUCUGGUGAAGGCAUGGAAGGCUGAUAGGGCAGGAAACCUUAUCUUCAGAAAAACAGCCAGAAACUUCAAUCCACCUAUGGCUAGAGCUGCCAAGAUAACUCUCGCUGAAGUUGAGGAGAUAGUUGAUGUAGAUUCCUUUGCACCUGAAGACAUCCAUGUACCAAGUAUAUACGUUCAGAAGGUUAUCUUAGGGAAGAACUACCAGAAGAGGAUAGAGAGACUAACAUUGUCCAAGGAGAAGUCUGAAGCCAGCGAAGAAGCCAAAAGUCCAGCUGCUCUACUAAGAGAGAGAAUCAUCAGGAGAGCUGCAUUAGAAUUCAAAGAUGGAAUGUAUGCUAAUCUUGGUAUUGGAAUGCCCAUGCUAGCCAGUAACUACAUAGAUCCAGAUGUGAAAGUAUAUCUUCAGAGUGAGAAUGGAGUGCUAGGAUUGGGUCCAUUUCCAAGGAAAGGUGAGGAGGAUCCAGACCUGAUCAACGCUGGUAAAGAAACAGUCACAGUGCUUCCAGGUUCAAGUUACUUUGCUAGUGAUGAAUCAUUUGCCAUGAUCAGAGGAGGACAUGUUGACCUGACCAUUCUCGGUGCUAUGCAGGUGUCAAAAUAUGGAGAUCUUGCUAACUGGAUGAUUCCGGGUAAGAUGGUGAAAGGAAUGGGUGGAGCUAUGGACCUUGUCUCCUCCCCCAGGACCAAAGUUGUAGUAACCAUGGAACAUGCUGCUAAAGGAGGCAAGGCAAAGCUGCUUACAGAGUGCAAUCUACCCCUGACUGGAAGGAGAUGUGUGGAUAGGGUCAUUACCGAAAUGGGUGUGUUUGACAUUGACGCUGAGGAAGGCAUGACCCUGGUUGAGAUCGCUGAUGGCGUGACAAUCGAGGACAUCAUCGAGAACACCGAAGCAGACUUUGAAGUUGCUGAAGACCUCAAACCCAUGGGACAAGUCUGAGGUGACCCCCUUAUCUCAUUAUUGAACUGAAUGAAAUUAAAUUGCUGAAAUUGGAUGGGUGUGUUCAGGUGUGCCUGGAUAAACUGUGAAGAAUGUUUUUUGUAUUGAAUAGGAACUGUGCAUUAGAGAAGAUUCCAUAUGUAUUCAAAAUUUGAUAUGGAAAAAGUGAAUGUGGUGUGUAUUGCAAUUCUCUCUGCCACAUUUAAUGUUUUUGACCAUAGAGUUCAGUACUGACCAAAUUUAUUUUGACAAUGCUUCUGUUCGGGUCUUAUGUAAAUUAAGUGGGUCAAGUCUUGACAAGUGUGAACAACUUUCACUGUCGAGCAAAGAAAAAGAGGAGGCAGGAUAUUAUUAUCAUGCUAUCUGCAGAGAUUAUAUAUAAAAAAUCUUGAGCUUUUAAGAGGAAUUAACAAGUCAAGAAAAAGAAGUUGAAAAAAUAAAUUAAAGUGCCGUAUCUGGACUUGCAUACGCGUAUGUGCUGAUUCGGUGACUGUCACCAAUAACCUAUUGUCUGCUUCUAAACUUUUUUAUUUGUGGUAGACAGAAAUGUAUUAUCGCACAAAAGCCUUUUUACAGUUCAUCUCGGCUUAUCUGAACAAGGCCUUAUACCCCUUUCACACUUGUCACCUGGACGGACAUCUGUGAAUUCAAGUGGACAACACUAGGAAAAGGCUCCUUUUACAUUAACAAUUAAGCUUUGGGGAAAAUAUGGUUAUGUGCUCUUAUGCAAUUAAAAAAAAUAUCCAUAGUACACAAAUGAUUGAACAAUGGUACAAACAUGUGUUAUUUGUGCUGCUUGUAUAUUUAUAUCUGUUUAAAGAUUUUGACCUUGGUUUACUUCUCCGGGGAAGGAGCUAUUGAGAGUUUAAAGGAAUGAAAAGAAGAGAGGGUUUUUUUAAAUAAAAUUUUUGUCAGGAUUUCAUCUCUGAGUCCCAUUCUGUUGCAAGAUAACUUGGGCUUAGCCGGUUGAACUUGAAAGUGUAAAAGGGGUAUAAGAGAAUUAGUCGUCGGCUUCCCUCAAGAAGGGACUUAGGGUAACUUUUUUUUUUUCUUUUUCAAAUAUUGAAAGAGUACGUCUUAGGCUAUCAAGUGAUGUGAAAAUUAUUUCGAAUUUUCAAGUAAACCUCAAAACAUCAGCAAAUUAAAAAGGGCAUAAUUAAAAAAAAUAUUGAAAAGUUAUCCUUAAGUCUCUUCUUGCGGGAAGCCGACAAAGUCAUACGUUAUUGCUGCAUGAAGUUGGUUGUGACUGACGGAUAUGAAUGGUACACUGUUGGUUGAAUGGAUUUACAUGUACUAAAAAGACAAACUCACUCACUGUGAGCCACCCGUUUUAUCUGUGAACUGUGUCUGUAAUCAGAAUACAUUCACAUUUGAGUGAAAAAGUGAACGAUUGUGAUAUGUACAUGUAGAUCACAAUGUCCGGCAUUAUUUUGAUAGGCAUAAUAAUCCACUAUUAAAAUUGCAGAUUUGAUUAUGAGUUGGUAUUUGGUUUUGUGAUGUACAUGUAAUUCUACAACUAUCCAAUCCUAACACAAAUCAAUUUUUUACUCAUAGAAACCAUGUUGUGUGUUUUUUUAAGUUGUCCUCAGGCCUUAAAUUUUGAUGUUUUGGGGGCAUGAUUACAUGUACAUGUACUUUGAAGAAAAAAAAGUACACAUUUGUAUAAUUACAUCACAAGUUGGAAAAUAUUAAAAAGGUCACGAAGGCCUGAAUUCACAAAGUGGAUUUUAAAACAAGUGGUUGAACCCAUGGUUCAUGCAGAUUUCCUGUAUUUACUGUGUAUGUUAAAAAAUGUCCAAUGCUGAUGCGUGCUUUUGUCACAGUGCGCUAAAUUGACGCCUGAUGCCAUGGUUAAGUACGCUGUUUUAUUCAUGAGUCCACUAUUUUAAGAGUGGACUCAUUAAGUCAAAACAGUGGACUCAUGAAUAAUAUAGCGUGGAUACGCUGGAUAACCACGGCAACAGGCAUCAAUUUGGCUCACUGUGACAAAAAAGAGCAUUAGCAUUAGCCUUUUUUUAUAUACGCGGUAAUUUAAGCAUAAUUUAUACAGAAAAUCUGUAUAAAUCAUGGGUUUAAGUUUAACCGAUGGUUUUGAAAACCACCUUUGUGAAUUUGAGCCCUAAAGUCUCAAAUCCAAUGAGAGGGAUACAGAGGCCAGUCAUUAAGGCUUCCAAGGUCAUAGCGUUGAUGGUCUUGAAAUAAUGUCAGCACUGAACCAAAUACAUUUUUUUUGUAUGAUUUUCUUAUUUUUAAUGUUUUUAAACCUCCCAUGUACUUAAUGAAUUGAUUGAUUUCAGAAUUUAUGUAUGAUGAUAAAGGAAAUUAUGGAUAAACAUUCAUUAGUUUAUUGUGUUGCCUGUGGAGGUUUUCAGUUAUGACAACUAAAUCAAAUCAAUGAAUGCCAACAAAAAUGAUUGCAAUGAUGUGUCUUUUUCCCAAUUCUUGUGCUGUGUGUACGAUUUUCAUCAGCAAUUUUCUCAUGUGACGUGUGCUGCAAAUUAAUGAGUUAUGUCUCAUUUAUGUAUGUCUGAAAAAAAGAUGAAAUCUCUAAUUCACUCUGUAUUUAAUCCAUACAGCAGUUUACAGAUUUAAACAAAUUCUUGACGAAAUACGGAAUCUUACACAUAAAGUCCUGUAUGUUUUUGAUGAAGCUAAUAAUUACAUGUACGUAGUAACUGCAGUCGUGCAUCUGUUUCAAUGAUAUUAAGUUGAAAGCUUGCAAUAAUUGUUAAAGUUAAUAUAUCAACCUAUAUGCCUAAUGGUAGGCAGAAACAAUUCUAUAUGUGGACAAUCACAUUGCAGUAAUGGUAUUUAAUCAUUGGUUAAAACUUGCUUCAAAUGGCGUAUACCAUAAUAUUUCCCAUUUUUGUCUCACCUGCAUAGCAGAGUGAGACUAUAGGCGCCGCUUUUCCGACGGCGGCGGCGGCGGCGGCGGCGGCGACGGCGGCGGCGGCGGCGGCGUCAACACCAAAUCUUAACCUGAGGUUAAGUUUUUGAAAUGACAGCAUAACUUAGAAAGUAUAUGGACCUAGUUCAUGAAACUUGGCCAUAAGGUUAAUCAAGUAUUACUGAACAUCCUGCCUGAGUUUCAUGUCACAUGACCAUGGUCAAUGGUCAUUUAGGGUCAAUGAACUUAGACCAUGUUGGGGGAAUCAACAUCAAAAUCUUAACCUAAGGUUAAGUUUUUGAAAUGUCAUCAUAACUUAGAAAAUAUAUGGACCUAGUUCAUGAAACUUAUACAUAAGGUUAAUCAAGUAUCACUGAACAUCCUGCAUGAGUUUCACGUCACAUGACCAAGGUCAAUGGUCAUUUAGGGUCAAUGAACUUUGGCCGAAUUGGGGGUAUCUGUAGAUUUACCAUCAUAACUUUAAAAGUUUAUGGAUCUGAUUCAUGAAACUCGGACAUAAUAGUAAUCAAGUAUUACUGAACAUCCUGUGCAAGUUUCAGGUCACAUGAUCAAGGUCAAAGGUCAUUUAGGGUCAAUGAACUUUGGUCAAAUUGGGGUAUUUGUUGAAUUACCGCCAUAACUUUGAAAGUGUGUUGGUCUAGUUCAUAAAACUUGGACAUAAGAGUAAUGAAGUAUCACUGAACAUCCUUUGCGCAUUUUAGGUCACAUGACCAAGGUCAAAGGUCAAUGAACUUUGGCCAUAAUGGGGGUAUCUGUUGAAUUACCAUUAUAACUUGGAAAGUUGAUGGAUCUUUCUCUUGAAACUUGGACAUAAGAGUAAUCAAGUAUCACUGAACAUCCUGUGCGAGUUUCAGGUCACAUGAUCAAGGUCAAAGGUCAUGUAAGGUCAAUGAACUUUGGCCACGUUGGGGGUAUUUGUUGAAUUACCAUCAUAUCUCUAUAAGUGUAUGGGUCUAGUUCAUAAAACGUGGAAAUAAGAGUAACCAAGUAUCACUGAACAUCUUGUGCGAGUUAUAGUAGUUUUCAAAAUCAGCACUGCUGCUAUGUUGAAUCGCGUGAUGCAGGUGAGACGGCCAGAGGCAUUCCACUUGUUAUUAUAUUUAAGUUUAAUUGGUGGUGAUUUCUCAAAACAUAUCUUGAUGUAUGUGUUUUAAGGUUAAUUAUAGCAGUUAAAUAGAAUAACAUAUAGCAUAAAGGGGUUAAAUUGGAUGACCUUCUGGGUCAUGCCUGACAUGGGUGUAUACAUUAACGUUUUCAUUUCAAAGAUUAGUUAUGCUUCCAUUUUUAGUAAUUGAAACUCUCUUUUAAAGGGUUUUGAAGAAAUAGAUCCCUUAAUAGGUCACACGUAGGUCACAUUACAGAAUCUGUUCUUAUACUUUCUAUUAAUACAUCAAAUGAUGCGACAGAUAUAUCACAUUUAUUUAACUAGCAUUAAAUGCUUAAUUUAAUCAGAAUAUAACAAAGUAUUUUCAUCUAAUUAAUAGUAUUACUGAUUUAAUUCGUUACAUGUUUGCUAUAUUGAUACUUUGUAUCAAUGUCACAUUUAUAUUGUACAAAAUCUGAGUUGUGGUAUAUUUGCACUUGCAGUCUGUUGAUCAUGUGCUCUUUCUGCAAAAGAUGAUAAAAGGCUUUCUGUGAACUUGUGAAGUCUAUAUUUUUUAAUCAUUGAUGUGAUCAAACAUUAACCAAACCAUUACUACAGAACACAGAAGGAAUGCAUGAAAGUUAAAAUCAAAAGUACUUUUAUAAAUUAAAGUGCAAAUAUCCAAUUGCUGAAUUGCUUAAUAUGCAAACAAACUUUCAGAGGCGAUAUCUUCAUACAUGUACUAAAUAUCUUCUCUGCAUUCUGAAAGACUAUAUUGAAUAAUAGCGAAUAGUUUUACUUUGGGGUAUACAGUAACACACCAAAGGAAGACAUCAUGAAAGUAUGCUCUCAUGUCAUGACAGACGAAAUUUGAAAGUGGAUCAACAUUGUUAACAAGCUUCCUUUAGUUAAGAUUAUUAAUGAAUACAAGAUUUGUUAAAUUUCUAAAAAGGGACUGUGUCCAUUUGUUAUUCAUCUUUUGUUAAAAUUUGAAAGCAAUAAUGAUGCAGUUAGCAAUGGUUUAUUGGCAAAAUGAUUUGCCUCUCUGAAUCAAGAAAAAUGUCACAACUAUUAUUUAAAAGAGCUCAAUCUUGCUUGGUAUUUCUUACAUCUGUGUCACUUUUAGAGGGUUUAUUUCUGAAAUAGUGUAUCUCUUCUUCAUGCUUGUAUUCCUAAGAAACUUGUCAAUACACAAUAUCUUGUGGCGGACUGUAAUUAUAUUUUUAUGACAUUUAAAAGAUUUGAAAGUAUCAUGUGUGUAUUAAAUGACAGUUAUAUUAUGAA